Messenger RNA from Orbicella faveolata, 1119 nucleotides. Its product is annotated as DNA-directed RNA polymerase II subunit RPB2. Lineage: Eukaryota; Metazoa; Cnidaria; Anthozoa; Scleractinia; Merulinidae. Gene Ontology annotation, molecular function: DNA binding; DNA-directed RNA polymerase activity; ribonucleoside binding. Gene Ontology annotation, biological process: DNA-templated transcription. The record is from RefSeq and is a predicted model, not a curated record.
GCUAAGCUUAGUGCUUGUGUAGUCAAGUGCAUGACCACUUUAAGUAAGAUUUACAUUUACAUUGUAGUGAUGGCGGUCUUCGUUUCGGUGAGAUGGAGCGCGAUUGUAUGAUUGCACACGGUGCCGCACAGUUCCUGAAUGAGCGGCUAUUUGAAGUGUCCGAUCCUUACAGCUGUCACGUCUGUAACCUGUGUGGGCUGAUCGCUAUUGCGAACCUGCGCAAUAACACAUUUGAAUGCAGGGGCUGUAAGAACAAGACUCAGGUGUCCCGUAUUCGUAUGCCGUACGCUGCUAAGCUGCUUUUCCAAGAGCUUAUGUCUAUGAGUAUCGCUCCCAGGAUGAUGGUGUGUGAUUCAGUCAAAUAAGCAAUGCACAUCCUGGGCCUUAAACUGUGAUCGAGUUUUCUACACCUUCUGGGUCUUUAACUGUGAUUCAGUAAAUAAGCGAUACAUAUCUUUGAUCUCGAACCGUGAUCCAGUCAAAUAAGUGAUAUCCCUUCUUAACUCCUCCCGAACGAACGAACACAAAUUGUGGGCGAAUUCUCCUGGUGUUGGACUAAAGCUGCCUUUAAGCCGGUGACACAAUAAAUAUGAUAUCGUUCUCAUUGGCAGCCAGGGCGCAAAUAAAGUCAUAGUUUGUAGAGGUCGCCCACAGGGCAAGCUCAUAGCGAGCUUCAGUUACCCAUCAUUCACUCACCAGAAACAUGUGUAUCAUUUACAUGUAAAUAGCGCUUGCUGGACGAGGCUAGUAAAUGUUUUAAGUCUACUGGCUUGAAAUGAAAACUCCUCAGUCCUGUGCUGUCUUCAGUGUUCUCCUUUUCCGGGUUCGGUAUUUCCAGACUUUCUCUGCUAACUGGACAACAGGUUACGACCAACUGUGUACAUUUUGCAUUAUGUGUGACUGAACCAAUACCAAAUUAGUUGUGUUACAUCUAGAAACGAUCUCCUUUAGUUGGUUCGAGUUCAUGGACGGAUUCCGAUCCAUGGGAAAAUAGUUUCCUUUACAUGGAAUACCCUUGUAUAGUGUUUUUGUAAGUAGUAAAACCAUGCAUCAUUUUAACAUGCAUAUGUAAAUUCAAACAUUCAACUGUUGCAAUAUUAAAACAAAAUGCUUUAUCAA